ACUAGUAUGUAUUUGUUUGUGUCAUGUUCUUCAAUGAAUUCUUCGGUAAUCAAUUAAAUUCGAAAUAAAAAUUCUUUGUUUGCGUUAACUAUAAAACUAGUUAUUCUAAUUCGGGCAUGUUGCGAUAUAUUAGCCGGUGCUGUCCUCCAAACGAAUUGAUAAACGCAGCCGUCAGUUUUACCGCCAAUUCGCGUAUUGUUUUUAAAAAUGUGCGUUAGAGCGCGCGUUUAGAAAUAGUAAUUGACGUUUAAAAAAAUAACUUUUGUUUGUUUAAUUUGUAUAAUAAAAUAUAAUGUUAUGAUGAUUUAAACUAAUUAAAUAAUGCUAAGAAAUGUUUGAAUUAAAUAGUUUAAAUGUGUUUGUGAACAAUUUCUUGGGAUUUGUGCAAUCGACCAGUUAUUUGCCGUGGGUGAGAUGGUUGCUGAAGUUGAUGGCUUUGGCUCAAGCAAUAAUACCAGCAGGAUGGCCACAGUCUUAUCCAUUAAGCGAUGGAGAUAAGUUUGACUUCAUCGUGGUUGGCUCGGGCAGUGCGGGAGCCAUCGUGGCGGCGCGGCUGAGCGAAGUACCACACUUCAAGGUCCUGCUGCUGGAAGCUGGAGGAGAUCCACCACCAGCUAGUGUGGCCCCCAGUCUGUUUGGGACACUAGGUCAUACGGAAUAUGACUGGGACUACAAAGCUUAUCUCGAUAAAAAUACUGGCACAGUACACCCGGACAGAGCAAUUUACAUGACUCGCGGUAAAAUGCUCGGUGGAUCGUCGUCCAAUAAUUUCGAAGUUUAUUCAAGAGGAGUCCCUGAAGAUUAUGAUGAGUGGGCACAGGUUGCUAAUGGUUGGUACUGGGCCUCGGUGUUGCCAUAUUUCAAAAAGUUCGAAGGCAUAAAAGAUCCAAGUAUUACGAACAAUCCAAAUCAUCGUGAUUUACAUUCAACCGAUGGUUCAGUAGCGGUUACAAGACCAAAAAGAAAUAGAUAUUUUAGUGAAGUAAACGAUAUCAUUUUAAAUUCAUAUGAAGAAAUGGGAUUGAAAAAAAUUCUAGAGCUGAAUGGACCUGAUAAUUUGGGUGUAAGUCUACCCCAUUUCACUUUCGCAAAUGGAAGGAGAUCGAGCACUGCGGAGGCAUUCUUGAGAGACAAAGAGAGACGUAAUUUGAAAGUAGUUAAAUAUGCAAGAGUUACUAAAAUUCUAAUUGAUGAUAUAACAUCGCGGGUUUAUGGUGUUGAAGUGUUUGUGGAGGGAAAAAAGAUAAACGUAUUUGCUAAUUUGGAAGUUAUUGUAUCAGCAGGAGCGAUUGAUAGUCCAAAACUUUUAAUGUUGUCAGGCAUCGGACCGAGAGAAGUUUUAACUACGAUCGGUAUAAACGUAAUUGUAGAUUUACCAGUAGGUAAAAAUUUACAAGAUCAUCACUAUACGCCGAUUGUGUUCACAGGGCAACGAGGUUUACAAAGUGUAGUGCAAAAUUUGUUAGUACCCACCGAGUUAGAUUCAUACCCAGUACCGAUACAAUCUGGUUUCUUCAGAGUGGAUAAAUGGGGAUAUUCACAAAGGCCACAAUUUCAAAUCUUCAACGUUAGAAUCGGGGCUACCGCGUCGCCUAUGAUUUUAUUUGGAUUCCGUGCUAUAACUAAUUUCGAUGAACCUUUUUCUUAUUCAAUAAGUAAAGCUAAUGUUGACCGUGAAAUAGAUGUAACGUCUGUUAUAAACGUGCAUCCUCGUUCAAGAGGUGAAGUUACAUUAAAAAGUUCUAAUCCUUUCGAUGAUCCAAUUAUAAACAUGGGUUAUUAUAGAGAUGAGGAAGAUAUUGAGACGACAUUUCAAGGUCUGAAGUUUAUGUUAAGCUAUUCAAACACAACAUAUAUGAGAAAAGUUGGAGGGAAGAUUGUUAAAUUAGAUGUGAGUGCUUGUAACCACCUUAAAUGGGGAUCUGAUGAGUAUUGGAGAUGUUACGUACGGCACGCUGUAGGCUCAAUGCUGCACCCAGUGGGGACGUGUGAGAUGGGACCUUAUGGUGUAGUAGACGAGAGACUGCGAGUGUACGGUGUGUCUGGUCUGAGAGUGGCUGAUGCAUCGGUGAUGAUGACAAUCCCCAGUGGCAACACAAAUGCACCGACUAUGAUGAUCGGUGAGAAGGCAGCGGAUUUAAUUAAGGCAGAUUACAAUGCACUGUACCAAGAGAAAUAUUUCAUUUAAUAAGAAAUAGUUGUUGUAAAACUUAUUUUAUUUUAAUAAUUAUUUACUAUUAAAUACAAUGUUCUCAAAGUGGACAUAUUAAAAACAUAACUAUGCAUUUUUUUUCUGGUGAAAUUGUUUGUCAAUUGUUCUUCAGUGGCUUGUGAUGUAAAUAUUUAGAAUUCAGUUUUAUCCUUUACAAGAAUUAAAAAGUUAAUUUCAACAUAUAACUAUUAAAUAUGCAUCAUAUAUAAAAUGGUUUAAUAUACUUAAUCAUUAAUUAUUUACAUGUAAAAUACAUUUUAUUACAUAAUUUACUUUAAGCAACAACAAAAUUUAGACCACGAAUACAACUAUCAAGGUUACAGUUUCGUCAGAACAUAUUUCUAGUUUCUAACAUUAUUUUAAAGGUCUUUCUUUU
Molecule: messenger RNA, 2588 nt
Organism: Papilio polytes (common Mormon)
Lineage: Eukaryota; Metazoa; Arthropoda; Insecta; Lepidoptera; Papilionidae
Product: glucose dehydrogenase [FAD, quinone]-like
Exons: 3
Coding region: 332-2188 (618 amino acids)
Molecular function (GO): flavin adenine dinucleotide binding; ecdysone oxidase activity
Source: RefSeq, a predicted model, not a curated record